AUGGCAAGUGAGAGCAGUUCAGCGGUCCUGGACCUAAAUGAUGCAGAUGCUACCGACACAGAGGCACCGAGUGUUACAGAUGAUAUCAAUGAUGGGGCACCCUUGAUAAUGGAACAUGGAUUCGAUAUAGCCGUUAAGGUCGAUGCACCACUAAAACAAUUGUCUACUUUAGAAACCUUUGUAACGUAUCGUGUGCGGUGUGUUUGUGCGAGGUGGCCCACUCCACCUUGUGUGAGACGACGGUACAACCAUUUUAAGCUCCUCCACAAACGUCUGUCGGCGUCACACCCGUGGGUUGCGGCGCCUCCCCUACCACCGCUCCACUCGGCUCGACAACAGCUCGACAGAUACUCGCCCUCCUUCGUCGCUAUCAGGUGUUUGGCUUUGCACUCUUUUUUGGAUCGUGUGGCAAAACAUCCCAUUCUAACCCACAGUGAUGACUUUAGACUAUUUUUGACGACACCCGAUGAAGAUCUAGAUAAAGUAUUCAAGAGUGAAAAUAGUGCGCUUAAUCUAUGGGGUCUGAGUAACCCAUUCUACGGUGGAGGUGAAGCGAAACCAGCUAACGGGGCCAGAGUAAAAGAUCCAGAAUUUAGCUCAGCGGCGGAUUAUCUACAGUCGCUACAACACAAGUUGACCACCCUCUGCACUCUCACCACUAAACUGUAUAAGGGUUCGGUGUCACUUAGCGGCGAAUUGAUGGGCAUGCGGCGCGCGUGCUCGGCGUGGGCGGUGCAGGCGGGCGGGCGCGCGGGCGCGGCGGCGGGCGCGGCGGCGGGCGCGCUGGGCGCGGGCGCGGGCGCCGCCGCCGCCGCGCGCGCCGCGCCCGCGCGCCGCCACCGCGCCGCGCUGCCGCUGCUGGCCGCCUACUGCGACGCGCAGGCCGACAAGAUACGCGCGAGGGACGCGCUCCAUGCCGUUUAUGUAUCUGGCAACACUCCAGCGGAUGAUGUACACAACAGGCUAGAGCAAGCAUCAGAAGCCUUACGGUCAGAACUGUCCGAUUGGAUACCAAAAACUCGUUCUGAAAUUAAAGCUCUGUUACUAGAUAUAGCGAACAGACAAGUAAACAUACACACACAAACACUCAUGGGCUGGGAGAAUGCCCUGAAACUGUCAACUGAUGAUAUAUCGCAAAUGUUCAAAACCGUAUCGAAAACGGCCGUUCAAAAUCUUUCGCCGUCCAAAUGCAGAACGCUAACAACCCCCAAUGAAACCGACAGAGAUAUAGACGAUAUGGACAAUUACAGCAAUUACUCUGAUAUACAGGAUGUUAAAAAUGAUGGGUUUGUCGAAAACAACGAUUUAGAUAUACAAAUGUUCAAAGAUGAACAAAUCAGUGAUAUGCAGGAGCUCAAAGAUGAACGUAACAGUGAUAUACAGGGGUUCAAGGAUGAACAGUACAGUGAUAUACAAGGGUUCAAAGAUGAUAAUACAGAUAUACAGGGUUCAGAUGAAUCCGAGAAUAUAACACAGGGUGUUACAAAUGGAUGUGAAAAAUUGGACUCCAUAAAAGAAGAUAGUUCAAAUUCAAAAUCCGAUAAAUUUUCUGAUCCCUUACAAGAGUUCUCUGAAGUGGACCUUUCG
Brenthis ino (lesser marbled fritillary) is the source of this 1587-nucleotide messenger RNA. NCBI's taxonomy places the organism in Eukaryota, Metazoa, Arthropoda, Insecta, Lepidoptera, Nymphalidae. The record is from the annotation of a GenBank genome assembly.